AUGCGUGCAACUAAGUUGUUGUCGACACAAAAAAUCCACACGAUCAUUCAACAACCAAUUUCCCCUGGAAGUGACUCAAGUAAAACCCCAAACGCUUCUUCAACAUCAUCGACUCCAUCUCUCCCAACUUUAACAUUUGGUCAACUCUCUAUUCCAGAUCUAAUGGUCAUUGCUUUACAACUUGACCAACCUACAACUAAUAUCUUCUUUUUGAUAUCAACAAAGUGUAAGUCAGCAAUCCAUCGAUUGAAGACUAACUCAUUUUAUGCUCCACUUGAUGUGUUAAAGAAAUACUUCCCAGCAAUGGAGACGCUUGCUUUGAAUCUUCCACCACAAAUACCAAAGACUAAAUAUAGAUACAACAUCAUAUCAAAUGCAGUCGACUUUUUUAAACCAAUUGCUUCAUAUGAAAGACAUGUCACUGUCUUACAUUUAAUAGUACAAACCAACUCGCAAAUCAUGUUGCGAAGACUCAAAAACAUUAUUACACUUUCACUUGAUUUCACAAGGGUUGCACUCUCACAAUAUGAAGCAGUCUUAAUCAGAGAGUCCAAAAUGUUCUCUCCUAAAUUCUUGAAGGCGUUCUUCAUAUACUGCCAAGCUAAAGACGUCAUCUCUGCAAAGAAAAUAGUCGAAGUGUAUAGUAAGAAGCUUAUGAUUAAAGUCACUUUGAUCGUCGACGGACUCGACUUUCAUCUUCGGGACGUCGACGCGGUGUUGGAUAACUCAAUUCCCGAAUUGAAAAAUAUAGUGGUCUUGCAGAAUGAAGGGAGGUACAUUAUAACAUCAGCAGCAGUCAAUGGCUUUGCAGAGUACCUUCCACUCAAUUUAAAAAUAAAAGGGUGCGACGAAGUGGAGUUCAUAGAUCUCACAACUUUCACGUACUUGAAUUUUUGUUCUAUUUACCAACAAAAAGGAACACAACACGUCUUCCUCCCACCACAAUUGAAAUCGCUGAAGUUGGAAGAGACUUGUGACAAUAUUGUGAAUUACACAACAUGCAAUUUGAAGUCAAUGUUCCUGUCAAAUUGCACGUUGUUGCAAACAAAGUACCCAGUCACCCUCCAAAAACUAUCGAUACUCCACUGUUUUACAUCUAACUUUGUGUUACAAGAAGGUGUCGAUUUACUGUCGAUAUCAUAUUGUAACAACUUAAAGAACAUCCAAGUGCCAAAGUCACUCAAGAAACUCCAAUUAGUGAAUUGUAUAGCACUCACUCUAAUCAGUUCGUUGCAGUCCGGCAAUUUGACUGAACUUGAAAUGACGUACUGCCCCAUUUUAAAAGUUGUGAAUCUACCAAGCACGUUAAAAACAUUUUCAGUGACUUCAUGUGAAAAACUGGAGCAAACACUCGACUUGGAAAAGAUUGGAAUUACCGAGUUUAAGAUUGUCUCGUCGCCAAGACUUCAUAUCAGUUCUUUUCCCGAUUCAUUGAAAAAGUUGCACUACCAAGACUACACAGGUAAAGUACUUGAAUUGAAUGAGGGAAUUACUGAACUCAAGUUGAGCCAUUGCGAAACUUUAGAAGCAAUUUAUUUUCCAGGCGAUUUGAAGUAUCUGAAGAUAUACAAAUGCCCUUCUAUUUCAUUUGAAGGUAUUCAGAACUUGGAGAUGGAGAGUCUGGAAGUCGAAGGGGUCGACAGAAUCGAAGAAAUUUUGAUACCCCUUGGACUGACUCGACUCUUCUUUGCAGACUGCAAAUAUUUGAAACUGCUUGAUGGAAUGUCAGAUCUGACCAAUUUGAAAGAACUUUUGAUAACUACAUGUCCGAUGAUUAAUAACAUAUUCUUGCCAAACACCAUCACUAAAUUGGAGUUGUCGAAGUGCAAGUCGUUGAGUAUUGUAGAGAACUUAGAAAAGCUCAAAAUCAAAUUCUCGGAGUUAGUGAGUGUAUAUUACUUGCUUGAAAGUCCAAUUCUUCCAUUACAAAUAAACGACUUGAUAAUAGAGGGUUGGCUCUGUAAAGACUUACCUAACUUACAGAAUGUCCAAACAACAAAUUUGACGAUCAACAAUUGCUCUUACUUAUCACAAAUUAGUCUUCCAAAUAGUUUAAAAAUGUUCAAUUGCAACGGGUGUAAAACCCUUCAAAAGAUCAACAUUAAAAAUGCAAAGAUAGAAAAUAUUACAUUAGACUCAUGCACUUCACUGAAACAUGUACAAAUGACAACUGAUUUGACUUAUUUGGUCGUCAUAGACUGCUUUGGGUUAUCAUUCUCGAAAUUACAGAAUAUCCCAUUGAAGCACUUUGGCGUCGAGAAUAUCACAACAAUUAAAAGUAUUAAAAUUCCGUCGACACUCAAUACAUUACAAGUCGCAUUUUGUGAUCGGUUGACCGAGUUAAAGCAUUUAAAGUCGGUUUCUCUCAAAGAACUUGCAUUGAUUUCUUUAUUCAGUCUUAAAACUGUGACCUUCCCCACUUCAAUAACAAAUCUGGUGUUAGAAAAUUGUGACAUGUUAAAGGAAAUUAAAGGACUCAAUUUGUGCGCAAUAGAAGAGUUGAAAAUCAGUGGACUUCUUUCUUUAAAAGCUCUUUCACUACCGACGUCGCUCACAAAAUUGAAUAUGAAUAUGUGUGAACAAAUCACAAAAGUUGAGGGAUUGGAGAAUUGUAAAAAGAUCAGUUCAGUGUACUUCUUCAGAUGCCCCAAACUGAAUUCCUUCACAUUCCCAAAGUCACUCAAGUUGUUGUCACUUGAUUCUUGUAAUUCACUGACAUCACUCAAUCUUGAAACAUACGAAAUUACAGAUUUGGAUAUUUCAUUAUGUGAGGAACUCGUCGAAAUCACAUUUUGCACGACGAUCACAAAUUUGUCGGUGUCGUCGUGCUUCAAAAUUCGAAGUGUCAAAAACAUCGAAAAGCUUGAUGUGAGUAUCGAGUCGUUAUUUGGUCUUGUUAUUAACACCACACACCCAACACUUCCCGCGUCUUUUGCAAAUGUCCAGAACCUCAUUUCUGCAACAGAAAAUUACAUUGAGAAUUCAUCAAAUGUCGUCUAUUCAAGUUACUCCCCACAACUCUCACGUUCUAAAUCACCAAGAGGCGACAGAUCCCCAAUUUUGGACUCUCCCGUCUUUGUACAACGCCCAAUUUCACCACUUAAAUUGUCGCGAUCACCCAGUCCAAAUUUCAAUAGGUCUCCAAGUCCUAUUUUGGUGAGAGCUAUUACCCCGACAUUCAAGAAAAGUACAUCGCCAAGGUCAUUUCACCCAUCACCACUCGCUUCACCAACACUCGAAAUGAAUAAUAUAUUCACCAUUUCGAACUGGAAAUGUGUUGAUAUCACUAACCUUAACACUUUUGAGUUUGAGGACUUGUACGUGUGUAACUGCUCAAAGAUCACAAGACUCGACCCACCUACUACAGUCACUAACUUGAUCAUUGAGUCAUGUAAUGCAAUUCAAACGUUAUCACCACUCCCUAAAUUGGUGAAUUGCUCAAUCAGAUUUUGUUCUACAAUGAAUGGACUGUAUGUGCCAAAAACAUUGACGCAGUUACAGUUACUCCAAUGCGAAGAACUCAGCGAAUUGCAUGGUCUUGAAAAAGCAAAGAAAUUGGCCGAAUUCUCGGUAAAAAGUUGUAACAACCUCCGCUCUAUUGCACUCCCAAAAAAUUUGAAGAAGAUAUUUGUGGAAGACUGUGAAAGACUCAAUGAGUUGAACAACACGGUGAACGCAAAAAUAGAAGAACUCUUGAUUGAACAUUGCGACUCUCUUGAGAUGAUCACAGUGCCAUCUACACUAACUAAAGUCACUAUAGAAAAAUGUUAUUCCCUCAAGCAGAUCCCUGAUAUCUCAAAUAUCUGUCCUAAUCUCAAAAAAAGUUGCGUCAAGAUCGAGUAUUGA
Molecule: messenger RNA, 3846 nt
Organism: Entamoeba invadens IP1
Lineage: Eukaryota; Evosea; Mastigamoebida; Endamoebidae
Exons: 1
Coding region: 1-3846 (1281 amino acids)
Source: RefSeq, a predicted model, not a curated record